Molecule: messenger RNA, 795 nt
Organism: Volvox carteri f. nagariensis
Lineage: Eukaryota; Viridiplantae; Chlorophyta; Chlorophyceae; Chlamydomonadales; Volvocaceae
Gene: mot25
Exons: 1
Coding region: 1-432 (143 amino acids)
Cellular component (GO): cytosol
Source: RefSeq, a predicted model, not a curated record
AUGAACGGACGGAACAACCCCAGAGCGGUAGCUGCGGCUGAGGCAGCAGUGCAAAAGCUUGCAGGCCCGUCCCGGAAGUCAUCGGUGAUAGGCUCAAAGCAGAAGUGCACUGGAGUCUUCAUCGGUGGCACAAGUUUCGUGCGAGGCAGGAUGGGUGCGGUUGGGUCCUUGACAUGCUGCGACGCGCUGCGCUGCACAAAGUGCGACUUCCGCGUCGAACAGUUUCACAAUCGCGACUGGAGUGACGACGUUGACUACCUUUUCUUCCGGAACAAUUUCCCGACCGAGGCGAAGCUUGCCGCAAAAAUGCGUGCAAGGCCAGGGUCAGUCGCGUACUGCUGCCAGUGCUCCUGGAUGAGCACGGUUGAAGAAAGUAAAUUGGACUUCUCCAGCGAUGUUCGUUGGGUAUGCGCCGGGCACCUUACGGAGUAGCGGUCCAACUAAGCGGCAUGUUGGCACCACGAGCUGUGUACUUGAGCCCGAUGGAGAGCCAUGGAUAUGCAGGACGCGGAACUGCUGGGGAUAUUUACUACAACAUGGCUUUUUCAUCGUUGUGUUCAGCGGUGCUAGCCAACGGGUUCCAAUUUCCCGCUUAAUGUCCCAGGUUUGUGGUACCUGCUAGCAAGCCCGGAACCCCUGGACUUGGUUUAGUUGCAAGCCUGUCCUCGGGUAGGGGAAUUCGAAGCGGCAUACCUGAAUCUCAGCCUGGGAUUCCGGAUAGAGUGGAUAAAGGAGCUGUCGUGAUUUAAGGCAGCAAACUGCCGCACGUGGUCCGUGUCCGCGUUUUGUCUCUGU